AUGCUCAAAUACAUGCAUGUGCUUGCGUGUGAGGCCCUGCAUCAGUCCACUCCUGCUACAUCCAGCGUGCCGACUGCUGCACCGCCUGCGGCAGUGGCGACCUCAUCCAUGCAAGGAGAAGUUAAUAUGUUGGCUACCCGCAAACGCAAAGCUAAGCUUGAGUACACUGAAGAUGACGGCCUGGAAGCAACGGAUCCCGAUCCUUGGGAGCCACGCAGUCCGUGGUCCAUCAUUGACGGUUUGGACUCCAUCAGGUGGUGCUACAUCCUGUUUGAGAUCGGCGAGGAGCGGUCCAAGACCCAGAAGCUCGAACAGUUCAGGGAGUUUUACUCAGCAGCGAGCUGGACUUUGUGCAUGAUGCUCAGAGUUGGGAAGACUUUUCAGGAAGCCUCCGACUUCGUGCUUCAGGACAUGGCCACCUGGAACGAGCACAUGGCGAAAGAGGCCAAAUCCCCUUUCAAGAAGGAGGGAGACAAUGGCAAGGGUGGUCGAGCGUGUCCGGAGGAUGAUGCGUCCAUCCGGGGCUGCGAGCCAGCUCACAGUCAGGAGCAGGUGAUGGCCAAGCUCUUGCCGCUGCGGGGAUCAUCGUCUACGCCGGUGACUGGUCUUCAGCAUUGCCCUGAGGUCAUCUUGCUGAGCUUCUUCGAUGGCAUCGGAUCCGCUGCUUUGUUGCUGCAGUCCUUGGGGAUUAAGAUUCGCGCGUGCUUUGAGUGGGAGGUGGACGAGGCCGCCAUUUCCGUCUCCAGCCGGGUGCCUGUGCAACAUCGGAUCCGCCAUGGAGACUUGACCAAGGAUGACGCGACCCAGCUGGCGCAGGAGCUCAAAAAGCUUCGAGGCAGCAGCGACUGCUUGGUGCUGGCCACGGCAGGGCCGCCUUGCCCAGAUUAUUCUCCCAUCAAGGAGGUCCGGCGCCUCCGGCAAGCUCUUCGUUCACUUCGUGGAGUUUAUUCUAAGGCCGAGCGUGAGUUUGGAGCGCCGUUUGCACUCCUCGUGGAGAACGUUGUCCUUCAGUCAUCAGCGGAUGCAGCAUGGUUCUCCAAACAGUUGCGAGCCGAGCCAGUCAUGGCAGAUGGCGCUGAAUUUGGCCUCAUAAGUCGUCCACGCCUGUGGUGGACUCGUGUCAACUGGUCAUCCUGCGUCACUUGCCCGUAUGACAGCGACAAACAGCUGCGAUGGGAGUCCAGCCAGGGCUACCAGAAGCUUCGGCCACACAUCAUCAAGGAUGAGGCCUCCUCAAUAGUCAUGAAAGGUUUGAAGUUCCACAACGACAUUGUGCAGCAUCGCAAGCUUUUACCUUGCCUCACUACCCCUGCACCAACGGAUGCAGGGAGAGAGCCACCCAAAAGGAUGAGGGGUCAGAUUGCUCCUCUUGUUCGUCAACGUUGGCUUGAGCAUCAGAAACAGUAUGCGCCGUGGGUCUAUCAAGACCACGCCUUGGUCUUCGAAGAGUCUGGGUCGUGGCAAGUGUUGCCGGCCGAGGUCAAAGAACAGCUGCAUCAUUACCCUCCUGGCAUGACGUCAGCACCACACGUGAAACCUACAAAUCGACACCGUCUCCUAGGCAAUUCCUGGCACCUGGGCAUUGCACGCUAUUUGUUGGCGCUGGUUCUGCUGAGUUUCGUUCAGGGCAGCGGGUCGGUUCAGGUACCGAUGGAUGUGCGGGAGACUCAAUUUGAUAUUGACUCCCUCAUGCAUGAUGCCGCUCUGAGGGGCAUACCUGUUGCUUCAAACUUGAAGGAGCACGCCUUCCUGGCCAUCAGGCCGUGCGAGGACAUGCAGUCACAUUGGGAGAUUAGUACUGAGCUUCAGCACCCUCUCUUGCAAACACCACGCCUCUCGAGAGCUUUGGAGUUGACCAUUUCUGGCAUGACAGACAAGGGUUGCGGCUAUGAGGACGCGGACAACCUGGAGAAGGAUCUCACUCGAGGCUUCCCAUUGAUUGGGUCUUUGCGUAAAUCACCUGGCUGGCAUCCUAGGACGGACUCUCUGUAUCUGAAUCCGGUGUCCGAAGAAGCUUUCUGCGCCUUGAACAGAUCACACAUUCAGACCAGGGCCAGGCAGUCCAGGCCUGAUCCGGAAUGGAGGACCAUGCUGGAUGAGGUCUUGCAAGAGUGUCGUCAGGGCCGCAUGGAAGGUCCUUUCGCGGCACCUCAGGGAUGGGUUUUUUCUGCAGUUCCUGUCCUUGCGCACAAAGGGUUUGACAAGCUUCUUGAACUUCCUGCCGGGCCUCAUUACGGCGCGUUCGCUUUCAGUGUCUGCCAGGAAGGUAGUGAUGGCCAUCGCAAAGUCAGACGUUGUGAGGACUACCGACGGAGUCACCACAAUGACACAAUCCAUGUUUUGGACAAUGUUGAUGCUUAUGUGCAGGUCAUUCGGGCUUUCUCUCUGCACCACGACAGAGUCCUGCUCUGGGGGCAGGACAUGUGGGCCGCCUAUCGGCAAUAUCCGGUGGAGGACCCAAACCACGCUUACCUGUUGCUGGUGUUGCCUUGGAGUGUCUCAGUUUGGAGACAUCGAGUUCUCAUGUUCGGGGCCACGGCCUCAGUGUGGCACUUUAAUAGAACGGAGGACGCCAUCAUCUGGCUUUCUAGGUGUCUAUUGUUCAUUCCAUCCAUGCAUUAUGUGGAUGACGUAGGCGGGGCUGAACCUGCUCUGUCGGCUCCUUCGGCCUGCUGGUCCUUCCGCAAACUGUGCGACCUCCUUGGGAUCCGAGUCAAGCCCAGCAAAGAGCAGCUGCCAGCACUGGUGCAGAAGCUACUUGGGGUCUGGUUGGCGCACAAGGGGCUGUACCUGGAAGUCAGACGUCGGCGUUUACGCAUGAUGGAAGCCAUCCCAGGCGUGCUGCAUGAGGACAGCUUGCCUCCCGAAAUGGCGUCCAAGCUUGCCGGGAAAUUGGGCUUCCUGCAGACAACUCUCUUCGGCAGCAUGGGAAAAGCGUGUCUGGUACCAUUAGGAAAGACGCAAGAGGGCACAUCCAUCAUCUACGCCGAUGCUUUCUUCCUGCUUGGGGAUAUCAAGUGCCGGCCGGGAGACGUGGUGGCAGGCAGGUGGCCGCGCCAAGGGGCGCAGAAGCUUCGCAACGGCUGGGGCUUCUUAGUCAGGACCGGUGACCGUGUGACAUACGCUCAUGGCUCUGUACCUGCGGACAUCAUUCAGCUUUACAGCUCCAGGAAAGCUUUCUUGAAAUCCAUGCCCAAUUGUCGCAGCGCGCUGCUGAAAGGAUUCAGUAAGGAACCAGCAGUGAACAACCUGCUCGCCUUUUAUUGGUGCUUGGCAGCGCGAUGUGGUUGGCAUGGACACUUUGAGUAUGUCCGCAGCUCGUGCAAUGUCUCAGACCCCAUCUCGAGGGGAGAUCUUCAAGCAGCUCACGAAGCUGGCUGGAUCCCACUUCGCAGUCCUGUACACGAGUGGUGGGGCAUACUGCGUUCUGUAGCCUCUGACAUGCUGGUGGCCACAGGUGAAGCAGUGGACAGGGCAUUGGCCCUCACUUGGCACUUCCACUGA
Messenger RNA from Symbiodinium pilosum, 3504 nucleotides. The record is from the annotation of a GenBank genome assembly. NCBI's taxonomy places the organism in Eukaryota, Dinophyceae, Suessiales, Symbiodiniaceae.